GCCCAAGGCGGAGUGGCUCGCGCGGCUGCCACUCACACAGACGUCCUCUCCCCAGGCGGAGGCUCGUGAACGUCUCAGUCGCGGUGAGGAGAUCUGACGGAGCGGCUUCUGUUCAUGGACCCCCAGCACCAGCGCCACCACGAGCCCCGCGCGCCCACACAUGUAACGCCUGGCCCGAGCCCGCACGGAGCGAGCCCCCGCAUGUGAACGUCUCUCCCCCCCCCGCCGCGGAGGAGGAGGAAGUGGUCGCCGGCUCUGCGGCUGUUUGUCUCUGCUGCUCCGCGCUUCUCCCCCCGCACAUCUCCCCGCGACUCAUCCGAGGCAUGUGGACCCGCACCGGGAUUAGGAGUCGCUUCCCGACAGUGCUGCUGCUGCUGGCGCUAUGGACCGAGCUGUCCGAGUCGACCGGCCACUUCGACCUGCAGCUGAUCUCCUUCGAGAACAUCAACGGGGAGCUGGCGGACGGCGACUGCUGCGAUGGCGCCCGCAGCCCCCAGGACCAGCGCUGCUCCCAGGACCAGUGCGACACCUACUUUAAAGUCUGCCUGAAGGAGUACCAGGUGGACGUCACCACCCAUGGGACCUGCACCUUUGGAAGUAGAACCACGCAAGUUCUCGGUGGGAAUAUGUUUUAUUUUAAGAAGAACAGCAAAGUUAUCGACGGCGGGAGGAUCCAGAUCCCGUUCCAGUUCGCCUGGCCGCGCACCUACUCUCUGAUCGUGGAGGCGCGGGACUGGGACAACGACACGCGCGCUGACGACGAAGACGAGUUGCUGAUCGAGCGCGACUACCACACGGGGAUGAUCAACCCUGGAGACCCCUGGCAGACGGUCCACCACGACGGCCCGGUGGCUCACAUCAUCUACCAGAUCCGGGUGCGCUGUGAUGAGAACUACUACGGCAACAAGUGCAACAAGCUGUGUGUUCCUCGCGACGACUACUUCGGACACUACCGCUGCGAGCCCUCGGGCGCUCACGUCUGCCUGGAGGGCUGGAUGGGCCCCGACUGCCGGACUGCCAUCUGCAAGCCAGGCUGCAACCUGCUCCACGGCCGCUGCGCCAACCCUGGGGAGUGCAGUUGUAACUAUGGCUGGCAGGGUCAGUUCUGUGACGAGUGCGUCCUGUACCCCGGCUGCGUGCACGGAACCUGCAGCGUCCCCUGGCAGUGCCACUGUGAGAGGAACUGGGGCGGCCUGCUCUGCGACAAAGACCUGAACUACUGUGGCCGGCACCAGCCGUGUGUGAACGGAGGAACCUGCAUGAACACGGAACCCGAGUUCUCCUGUGCGUGUCCGCAGGGAUACUCUGGCAAGACCUGUGAGAUCGCCGAACACGCCUGCGUCUCCAAUCCGUGUGCCAACGGAGGUGUUUGCCACGAGGUCGAGUCCGGCUUCGAGUGUCAGUGUCCACCAGGCUGGGCCGGACCCACCUGCGCUCGAGACUUGGACGAGUGUGCCUCGAGUCCCUGCGCUCAGGGAGGAACCUGCAUCGACCUGGUCAACGGUUUCGAGUGUGUGUGUCCUCCUCAGUGGGAAGGAAAGACCUGCCAGAUAGAUACAAAUGAGUGCGCGAGAAAGCCGUGCGUGAAAGCUUUCUCUUGCAAAAAUUUGAUUGGCGGAUAUCACUGCGACUGUUUUCUGGGAUGGGCUGGACAAAACUGUGACAUCAAUGUCAAUGGCUGCCAGGGUCGCUGCCAGAACGGAGGCGUGUGCCAGGAGGGUCCGAGGGGCUGGGGCUGCCAGUGUCCGGCCGGUUUUACCGGUCCCCGCUGUGAGAUCCAGAAGAACAAGUGCGACAGCCGGCCGUGUCAGAACGGUGGUCUUUGCCACGCGCUUCAGGGCGGGUUCGUGUGCGAGUGUCCGCCACAGUUUGCAGGUCAACUGUGCGAGAUCCCCACGUGGGCCCCGUCCGACUCGUGCGAUCCGAACCCGUGUGAGAACCAGGCCCGCUGCCACAGCAUGGACCAGGACUUCUACUGCGCCUGUCCCGAGGGCUACGAGGGGAAGACGUGCGAGCGGCUGAAGGAGAAGUGUCUGACGACCCCGUGUCAAGUGAUUGACAGCUGCACUGUGAGCGUCAUGGCCGCCAACUCCUCGGAGGUGCAGCUCAUCUCGUCCAACGUGUGCGGCCCUCGAGGCCGCUGCGUCAGUGGGCCGGAGGGGAACUUCACCUGCGUGUGCGAGCCGGGCUUCAGCGGCCUCUACUGCCACGAAAACAUCAACGACUGUGUCGGCAGCCCGUGCCGCGGCGGCGGCACCUGCAUCGACGGCAUCAACUCCUUCCAGUGCUUCUGCCCGGACGGCUGGGAGGGCCGGCUCUGCGACCUCAACGUGAACGAGUGCCGACACGACCCGUGCAAGAACGGCGGGCGCUGCGUGGACCUGGUCAACGACUUCUACUGCGAGUGCAGCGAUAACUGGAAGGGCAAGACCUGCCAUUCCCGUGAGAGCCAGUGCGACGCCACCACCUGCAGCAACGGAGGGACCUGCUCCGACCACGGCGACAGCUUCCGCUGCGCCUGUCCGCCGGGCUGGGACGGCAACACCUGCAACACAGCCAAGAACAGCACCUGCGCCUCUGGUCCCUGUUCGAACGGGGGAACGUGCGUCGGCGGAGGAGACGCCUUCACCUGCAUCUGCAAGGACGGGUGGGAGGGUCCCACCUGCGGACAAAAUAUCAACGACUGCAACCCUCAUCCGUGCUACAACGGCGGCGUCUGUGUGGACGGGGUCAACUGGUUCCGCUGCGAGUGUGCGCCCGGCUUCGCCGGCCCGGACUGCAGGAUCAACAUUAACGAGUGCCAGUCGUCGCCGUGUGCCUACGGCGCCACCUGUGUGGACCAGAUCAACGGCUUCAGCUGCAUCUGCCCGCUGGGUCGCACCGGCUCGCGCUGCCAAGAGUUCGUGGGCGUGGGACGCUCCUGUCACUACACGGGGCUGCAGUUCCCUCACGGCAGCCGCUGGGAAGAAGACUGCAACAACUGCCAGUGCAGCGACGGCAGAGUGGACUGCACCAAGGUGGUGUGCGGGCGUCGGCCGUGUCGUCUCCCGUCCUCUGACCAGCAGCAUGCGUCGUGUCCCGCCGGCCGCCAGUGUCUGGAGCACAAGUACCUCACCUGCUUCACGCCGCCGUGCCACCAGUGGGGCGUGUGCGCCGUCACCCGCGCGCCCCCGUCGCCGCCCGCCACCAAGUGCCAGCCCAACGCCAGACACCUGGACAACAGCUGCGCCAGAAUCACGCUCGUCUUCAACCGCGACAAGGCGCCAUCGGGGACGACGGUGGAGAACAUCUGCUACGAACUGAGGUUCCUCGCCGACAUCCGAAGUCUGGCGAACGAUCAUGCGCUGCUGCUGCUCUGCGAUCUUUCACACUCCAACCCGGACGCCGUGGAGGUCGCCAUUUCGCUCCAACCCGAGGACCUCAGAGACCACAGUCGCAUCCAGGAGGUGGCCAGUGCCAUCGUGAGCUCCUUGUCCAAGACGCACAACAGCACGGUCAUGCUAGCGAUCAUCGAGGUCAAGGUGGAAACGCAGGUCACGCCGCGUUCAGUGGACUUCCUGGUGCCGCUGCUGUGCGUCCUCUUUGGCCUGCUGUGCGUCUUCUGCGUCAUCGUCUGCGUGUGGUGGACACGCAAGCGGAGGAAAGAGCGCGAGAGGAACCUGCGGCCGGAGGACAACGUCAACAACCACUGGGAGCCGCUCCGCCUGGUGGUGGGCUGCCCGCAGCCGGCGGCGCAGCCGCUGAAGGAGAGCAACAGGGAGGCAGAGCAGGAGCGCAAGAAGCUCAUGGGCCCCUCGUACCGGACGUACGACGGCGAGGAGGAGGCGGAUGAGGAGCAGGAGGAGACGGAGGGCGAGCUGGACCAGGAGGCCGGGGCGGAGGCGGCGUACAAGUACUCUAAGGCUGCGGUGGCGUCCAGUGACAGCGUCAUCUGCACGCUGCGCACGUGCAGCUCGCCCCUCAAGGCGCCACACCGGACCCCCGGCUACAGCCCCAAAGACAACCGCUGGAAAAACGUCAGUGCCGUUCUGAGCGCGCCCAAAGAGCUGAGAGACCAUUGUGUAUAAGCCGCGGCCGGCGCCCCCCGCUGUUGGACCGGGCCCUUCUGGAGACGCGAGCGGACGCGCGGCGGCGGCGGCGCCGCUCCUUUUUUGUUGCUGUUUUGGUCACUGUACCUGGAAGCUGUUUUACAACCUCAGGAGGCUCAAGCACAGUGAACACCUUUAGUUUGUCAUGCUCACCCGCAGAGGGCGCCACCUUCAGGAGGCCGAGCUUUUUUUUUCAAUCCGUUUUGGAGAAAGGAGAAAGAAACUGCUUUUGGUUUGUUGUUUACAAAUGUUUUGAUUUUCCUGGUUGGCGGGCUCCUGAUGAGAGGGUCGGGACGAGCCCCCCCGCACCCCACCCCCGCCCGCCCUCGAGCGGCAGCCUUACCAAAAAUGAGAAAAGCUGGAAGUGGAACUUGGCCAGCAGGGGGCGGCGACCCCAGUGCCUACUGCGUGGCCUUCCAUGUCGUCGUCCGUUCGCAAGCUGGUGUUGGAGGAUGUCUGCAGUAUUUGAGUUGGUAGCAAGUGCCUUUCUCCGAGCCCCGAGUCCCUCGGGUGCCUCCAAGUCUCGCUGCCCCGGUUCCACCUCUUCGUCGUCCAAAUCUAAAUGUACAUGUCCACAGCUACUGACGGUAUUUGACCCGAACAGAAAUGAAUGCUCUGUACAUACGUGUAAAUACUAAAGGAGUCGCUGUGUAUAUUUGAAAUAAGUAACUUAAAGACAAGUCACACAUUUUUAUUAUUAUUAUUAUUAUUAUUGUUAUUAUUAUUAUUAUGAUUAAUAUUAUUUUUAUUUUUUUUACAAGGCCAUUCCUUUUAUUUAUGCCAGUGGAGACGGGCAGUUUUAUAGCUUCACACCCGGAGUUCCGCAGCUGCGAAGCUCACAGUGAGGUACCGCCGAUGAAGGACUUUCUGAAGGGUUGGGAAAUGGUUCCACGCCGGGAGACGUGCCUUUGAGCAAGCCGCUUUUAGGUUUAAAAGGUCAUGUGACGCUGCUAACAAAGAGAAACCCUCAACAGUUCCCACACUUUUUUUUUUUGUUUUCUAAACCGAGCAGCCGAUUUGAUUUUUCAUGUUACAGUUAACCAGAUUUUUUUUUAAAUUGUUGAUAGAAAAGUGGUUUAUUUUUCACCAAACAUUUAAAUGUUUUUAUUUUAUUUAAAUAUUUUUAUUUAUUUGGGGUUUUUUUCUGUUGGUAUUUUAUUCUUCAUUUUAUUUUUUUUAUAUCCUUUUUCUUGUUUUACUUUUCCAUUGUUUUGUUCAAAUAGGUUUUUUUAGGCCCCGCCCCCUCCCCCGCCUCCUGGCUUGUGAGCGUUUCCCCCGGCAACCGUUUCUCAGCCCGUCACAAACCCUUUAGUUUCAGGUGCCUUAAGGAAACUUGCAUUCUUUGUGUAUUGGUUUUUCUCCUUGGUUUGGACUGUGGACUCUCCCAGCCUGUCCACCGCGGCGCGCGGAAUCAUGAGGCGGCGUCUUCGCGUUUGGCUUCAAGGCUUUAAUGAAGGGAACAAAAAUGAGCGACGUUUUGUUGAUGUGUUCUGUUUCUACUUUGAAGUUACCAAAACUGUAACUGGCAUCAGGUGUUGGUGUAAACACGGCGACAAUAAAGAGUUGGAGGUGCGUCACUGCUGGAUCUCUCCCGCCGAGCCACGCCUCCGGGACGUGGCCUCAUCUUGUACAUACCUUUUCCUUAUUUUAGUGGAUGUUUCAUGUUCAAAAAAAAUCAUCCCACUUAUUUAUUAAAGCCGUUUUGACACA
Molecule: messenger RNA, 5798 nt
Organism: Synchiropus splendidus (mandarinfish)
Lineage: Eukaryota; Metazoa; Chordata; Actinopteri; Syngnathiformes; Callionymidae
Gene: jag2b
Product: jagged canonical Notch ligand 2b
Exons: 26
Coding region: 324-4067 (1247 amino acids)
Biological process (GO): Notch signaling pathway; establishment or maintenance of epithelial cell apical/basal polarity; cell communication
Cellular component (GO): protein-containing complex; plasma membrane
Molecular function (GO): calcium ion binding; Notch binding
Source: RefSeq, a predicted model, not a curated record